AUGCAUAUAUUUGACUGUCUUAAUGAGGAUAUCAUCCACCUGCUUAUAGAAACACUGGCAGAGUCCUAUGGCGAGUCCAGGAGUAUAAAAUCUCCCUCUGAUGCGCCCAACACCAAAAAAUGCCUCGGCGCACUGCGAUUAUCACAUCCGAGAUUUGCCUAUUCGGAAAGCCUUCAUCGGCAUUUCUUCCACACCCUCAGAAUCAAGGCGUCCCCUGAGCAUGCCGCGUUCCUUCGGAUAUGUGAUCUGCCCCGCCUAGGCAGAUUUGUGAAGCGGGUCAUCUUUGAGCCAACCCAUCACAGCUGGGCCAUGGACCUGGAUUUGUUCCAGGAAAUCGUGGCCAUGCAGACACUAUACCGAAUUGUUCCAGAGCGAGACCGUACCCGGUUCCCUCAAGCAGAAUUACCAUUCUCUCGGCCCACGCGGCUGGCCGUGAUACAAAAAUAUGCUCCUGCAGGCUCCUUUUCAGAGGCAGAAGUCAUGAGCGCAUUCAACUCUUACUGCGUACGAGCGAAUCAAAUCCGAGCACUGUUUAUGAGGGGGGUGUUCCACAUGUUAUGGACUACUCUUCUUCUGAGUCUUCCCAAUGUCACCACCGUUAGGGUUGGCCGAGCGGAGUUGGAUGCGAGCGAGGAUGAGUUCGUUGCUCACCCGCCGGGCUAUGAAAUUCAUCCCCAUCCACACGAUAAUAGUCACGGCAUAUAUGCUUGCGAAUGGUUGGCAGGACCCGUCAGUGAUGCACUUCUGACGACUGUGGUGACUUGCAUGACUGGCGUGACAAUCCAGCGGCUCGAGAUCGAAUGUAUCUUCGGGCUCAACAUCGACUGGCAGCGAGACCCCAGGUGGGCCGCCCUCCGCUUCAAUGGUAUCGAAGAGCUUACUUUCAGUGUGCAGAACCGGGCAGAGUGGACGCCUCCACCCGUCUGGCGCACCCCGUUCUCCCUAACCCACGCUCCAGUGAUCGGGCACUUUGACUACGGGGCCCGAAGAAGCAGUGUCGGUGCAUUGUCGGUCCUGCUCCACAAAUGCCAGGACACCCUUGUGCGAUUCAAGAUGGCCUUUCCGAUUCCGCGGCACCCGGCGUGGCCGCUCGAACCGACCAUUCAUCUCCGCCAGCUUCAGGUGCUGGAGAUCUGGGUGACUCUCCUUCUCUCCGAUCGGGGCCUUGCGGCAUUGCUCCAGCGGCUCGACAACUUGCGGCACAUCAUCAUCCAUUAUUUCCCCUAUCCCGCCAGUCCCGGCGAGGCCCGGUGGAGAGUGGUGUUUGAUGCCAUUCGCAACCACCCCAAUCGGAUGCGCGUCCAGCUUCAUGACUUGGGACUGGAACACUCGAUCCGAGUGUCUCUGGACCAUCAUACAUCGCGAGGGGUGUCCUACCAGCCUACGUAUCCCGUCUGGAAAGAUGUUCGACCCAGUUUGAGCAACUACCUGGCGGGCUGUGGGGGGUGGAACGAGGCGUUGAAGCAUUGUUUUGGAUAG
Molecule: messenger RNA, 1479 nt
Organism: Penicillium riverlandense
Lineage: Eukaryota; Fungi; Ascomycota; Eurotiomycetes; Eurotiales; Aspergillaceae
Exons: 1
Coding region: 1-1479 (492 amino acids)
Source: RefSeq, a predicted model, not a curated record